AUGGGCCGCGCCGGGGCCAGCCGCCAACCGACCCGAGAGUGUACCCAGGCAGAACGAUUCAGUGUCACCUCGAUCCACCAGACCAGAACCACAACAGUCACCCUUCAAGUACAUAUCCAGACAAUGGCAUCAGCGACACACCAAGCUCCCAUAUCCUCCGGCCCUUCAAGACCAUUUCCCCCGGUUUCCGUUACGGCUGAGGAUGGCCCGAUAGCGCCACCCAAUCAGCACCACCAACCAGCCGAGGAUGAUGCCAUCAGUCGCUGCGACUCGGAGGCCGCAGGUCCCCGGCCACCAUCUAAUUGCGACCAUCGGCGCCAUCUUUACCGUGGUCAUCGCAGCGGAAGCCUGAUCGUUGAGGACCUUGAUGAGCUGACAGAAUGGCGCGCCCGGCAACGAACGUUUGAUGGCGCUUACCUACGCACUGCGCUCGGGUGCUCGUUUUUUGCACUCACGAUCACUAAAAUGUUCCGCAAAGAGCUAUCCCAAAUUGGCCUAGAAUUCGCGGCCUUGUCCGUACUGAUCCUCGUCAUAUCUUACAUCCGUCGUCGGAGACUGAAUCACGAUUUCGCAGACGCGCAUUUCCCUGAGCCGACUGGACUGGACCCGGAUCAAGCUCGAGGUCCGAGGAUAUGGGGUCGAGAGUACCGAACCCCGGGCGAUUUUGUGCUCUUGAUGGCGGCUGCCGUAGCAACUAUUCAGAUCAGUUUGAUCGUCCUGAUUACCAACUUGGACUGA
Puccinia triticina is the source of this 738-nucleotide messenger RNA. RefSeq lists its product as uncharacterized. Bases 1 to 738 code for a protein of 245 amino acids. NCBI's taxonomy places the organism in Eukaryota, Fungi, Basidiomycota, Pucciniomycetes, Pucciniales, Pucciniaceae. The transcript has 3 exons. The record is from RefSeq and is a predicted model, not a curated record.